UUUGGAUUGGAGAUAUCUAAACCUGUAACACGCUGAAAAUAAAUACCCCGUAUCAUUCAAAAUUUGAAAUCCUAAUAGCUUCUCAAGAGAAGCCAGUUAACAAUUUGCGCUGCUCCGACGGUACGAAAUCCCCUGAGUUUCCGAUAAUGAGAGGAACAUUUCGACAUCCCGGGGGCAGAGAGUCAACAGCGCCGGAACGUAGGCCUCCACCUCCCACUCCCACCGCCGACUCAUCCUCCGAUGCAUGGCAGAUGUCUUCUUGCGGCAACCGCGACUCCGACGGCAGCUUCGCUAGCUUUGCCAGCAGCCGACCAUCCUCGUCAUUUGACGUAAACCCUAGGCCGCCCGUCGUCCAUGUCACCGACCGGAACUAUCAAUCCUUCGCUAUCCGCGCAGUUAACGACUUCCUCUCCGCUCACUCUCUCCCAUUCUCCCUCAAGCCUCCCUACCCUACCGCCAAUUCCAUCACUGAGACAGUCAAGUUCAUCCUCUCUCAAUUUGGUGUCCCGACUACCAAGUCUCAGAAAAUCGAAGAUGACUUCCAAGCCCUACUGAAAUCCUUAAAAUGCCCCGUCAAAUUGAAUCGAUCUGUUCUUCGUGCCCCUGGAACUCCCCAUACAUGGCCCAAUUUGCUUGCUGUUCUUCACUGGCUGGUUCAGCUCCUCAUGUACGACGAUCACCAGCUAAACUCGUCUCAGACUCAGCUUGUAGUCCUGGAAAAUCGGAUGUUUAGGUAUUUUGUCCAGACUUAUAUGCAUUUCAUCAGGGGAGAGGAUGAUGAAGUGAAAAAAUUGGACGCUAGAAUCAAACAGGAAAUGAUGGGCGAAAAGCAGAGAAUCGUAGACCAAGCAAAUACAUUGGAAAGGAUGGGCCAGAAGUUGGAGGAAGAGCUGGAGGGCAUGAAGGCUCGGCCUAGCGAGAGGCAGGCGUUGGAGGCUGAGAAAACUGUCUUGGAGUUAGACGUGAAGAAGUUUCAUGAUAUGAUUGAGAAGUUAGAAGGGUACAAAGCUGAAAUGAGGGGAUUGUUAGAGAAGAAGGAAAAAGCCUUGGAGGUUAAGAUAUCUGAGAAGGACAGGAUUUGUGUGGAGAAUGAGGAGUUGAAGAGAAGUGUUGAAGAGCAGGGAAUUAAUGCCAGGGAUGCUGAAAGGAUGAAGCGAGAAUUGCAGGCCUUGGAAGGAAUCAUUGCAGAGAUUGAGGAUGCUAGGAAUAAAUGGGAGGAGAAGGGUUGGGAAUUGGACUCUCUUAUGGAACAUAAUUUGGAGAAACUUGAGCAGCUUAUGAUUGAGUGCAACCAAGCUAUGCGAAGGUUAAAACUAGGAAAGGAAUUGCAUUAUCAGUUGGAGGCCAAAGGAUCCUCACUAGAGGAGGUCUUAGGAAUAGACUACAAAUCUAUUCUAAAGCCUGCACUUGCUUCCUUGGAGGAGGAAUUUAAGAAAAGUUCCAUGGAGAAGUUAGAAGCGUUGAUCUCUCUUCAGCAACUAUCUGUGGACACGACUACUAAAAUUGAAUCGAAAAAGAACCACCUUACCUCUCUUCAAGCUCACAUUGAUGAGGUUGAAGGACAGUCUGCGAGAAUACGGAGGGAAACAGUAGAGAUCACAUCUAGAUGUGCAUCUGAAGCAAAAAAGUUGGCAGAGGAUAUUGAAGCAGAGGGUCAACGUAUUGAGCUUGUCGAGAGAGAGGGAUCAGCUUUUCUCAAUGCAUUAAAUGCCAAAUUGCAGGAAGUAACGACACAAAGCGAGAAAGAAGUGCAGAAUUGUGCUCGCCAAUUAUUUGCUACUGUUGAUUCGUUAUCAAAAUAUAAAGAGUAUGUGGCCUCCAAAGCUGCAGUUAUGAGAAACAAUCUCCUUGAAACUGCUUCCACCAUAGCCAAUCUUCACAAAGGAGUUUCAUUAGUACAAUCUAAUGAGUAGAUAUAUUUGCCUCAUCCUUAUCCAGAAGUCGUGUUGUAUUUUUUAUGUUGCCAUUUAUGUAACGCUUCUAUAAGCUAAUAGUUUCAGCAGUUUUAAUGCAACACUUGUGUCUUUUCUUGC
This is a messenger RNA of Cuscuta europaea, 2033 nucleotides long. Lineage: Eukaryota; Viridiplantae; Streptophyta; Magnoliopsida; Solanales; Convolvulaceae. The record is from the annotation of a GenBank genome assembly.